GCUAAACUUUCAAGUUCCUGAUGACCACAUUGUCCAAGACCAAGAUACCACGCUAACAAUGAAAGUUGAAACGAAUAGCGACAACGUCGAACGGUCCAAAGAAAGCAAUAGAAAUCAAGAAAGCAAACCGAAAUUGUCGCCCGUUGCCAAGAUCCUCUUCCUCGAUGGAGUGCGCGGAACUGCAGUCAUCUUUGUCGUCACACAGCACACCGGUUACAUGCACGAUAUCUUCAUGGGUGCAGUCGGAGUCGACGCCUUCUUCGUGCUCUCUUCGUUUCUACUGACCAUGAUCUUCAUGAAGAAAAGUAUCAAGCUCUUCGCCGAGAACGCGUCCUAUCGCAAGUGGGGGUACACGCUGGCCGACUACUUCUCCAAACGAUUCUUCCGCGUGUACCCGUUGUUUGCUCUGCUGUCUAUAGCGCUGUGGCUUAUGCCGUUCGAGUACAAGCAACGCUACUACUUGGUCAAACAGCCCGAGGAUUUCAACCUGUUCCAGACACUCACUUUUCAUCCGGAACACCGACACUACCUCAUGUGGACGCUACCGUUGGAAAUCUCGUACUACUUCAUCCUGCCUGCUUUUGUGCUGGCUGUUCUGAAAUUGGGUCGCUUCUGGUGGAUGUCGUUCGUGCCGUUGUACGUCUGGGUGAUCCACGAGGGCCUGUACACAACUCGAGACAACUUCUAUCGUCAGCCACUGAGCAAACACCUGCCGACGUUUGUGGCGGGAUCCAUGGCGGCGGUUAUUCUCUUGAAGCUGGAAGCGUGGAUCAAAGCGACGGGUUUCAAGUUCCGACCACUGCACAUCGUCGCUCUUCGGAUCGUCGAGGCCGUUUUGAUUGCGGCGUACCUCAGUGUGGUCUUUCGUGGACUGUUCUUCAAUUGGUUGGGUAUGCCACUACCGCCUGCCACCAAGUACUUCAUGCCGUUCACGAGUGUCAAGUUGUCGCUACUGAUCGUCAUCGAGAUGAUCCAGCCGUCCACAGUAUCCCAGAUCUUCGAGUGGGUGGUGCUGCGAUACAUGGGCAAGAUCAGCUUUUCCGUAUACUUGCUGCACGUGUUCGUGAUCUUCACGCCUCCGAUCAAGCAGAUGACGAACUACUACGACAAGACGUUUGCCGUGUUCGGUCUGGUGAUUUUAUUGGCAACGACGUCGUACUACCUAGUGGAAUAUCCGUCGCAACUGUUGGCACAGAGACUGUCGCGGGUAUUUAACCAGCUCGUGUCGCAUGAGUAUGAGAAGUGUCAAAGUGAUACUGACGAUUCAGACGACUCGGAUACAUGCACAACCAAGUCUUCCGUAAGCCUGUUGGUAAGGUAA
Molecule: messenger RNA, 1321 nt
Organism: Phytophthora nicotianae INRA-310
Lineage: Eukaryota; Oomycota; Peronosporomycetes; Peronosporales; Peronosporaceae
Exons: 1
Coding region: 59-1321 (420 amino acids)
Biological process (GO): polysaccharide biosynthetic process
Cellular component (GO): membrane
Molecular function (GO): acyltransferase activity, transferring groups other than amino-acyl groups
Source: RefSeq, a predicted model, not a curated record